This is a messenger RNA of Didymella exigua CBS 183.55, 1185 nucleotides long. Its product is annotated as hydroxymethylglutaryl-CoA lyase. Gene Ontology annotation, molecular function: hydroxymethylglutaryl-CoA lyase activity. The transcript has 2 exons. NCBI's taxonomy places the organism in Eukaryota, Fungi, Ascomycota, Dothideomycetes, Pleosporales, Didymellaceae. The record is from RefSeq and is a predicted model, not a curated record. The coding region runs from base 1 to 1185 and encodes 394 amino acids. Gene Ontology annotation, biological process: ketone body biosynthetic process; L-leucine catabolic process.
AUGUCUUCGAAGUUUAUUUGUCUGCGCUCCGCGCGUCUCGCUGCCCGGCACCCGCAUCAUCGAAGGGCAUUUGCCUCGGCCGCCUCUAGCCGUGAUGCUGUAAGAAUCGUGGAAGUUGGGCCACGAGAUGGGUUACAGAAUGAGAAGAAGGUAAUUCCUCUGGCUACGAAGAUAGAGCUGGUCGAGAAGUUGGCACGUACUGGAUUGAAGACCAUCGAAGCAGGGUCGUUCGUGUCGCCGAAAUGGACUCCUCAGAUGGCUAAUUCGUCAGAAAUUCUCGAAUAUGUCCUCCGCAACACACCACAAUCCCCCACGCCGAUCACAUACCAAUGGCUCCUCCCAAAUGUCAAGGGCUUCGAUAACUUCCUGAAACUAUGGAACGCGCAGUUGUCUACAGGGCAAGACGUGUAUCCAACCUCACCGCCCUCACCUGGGCCAGAAGGCGGUCAAGUGCUGAACACUUCCUCGAAAGACCCCAACGUUAUGCCCUCAGCGACAUCUGGCGCCGAAGCCAUGGGCAAGGAGCGAGCGUCGAGCUCAGCCGGCAGCCCACUUCAUGAGAUCUCCAUCUUCACCGCAGCCACUGAGUCAUUCACACAAAAGAACACCAACUGCUCAAUACAAGAGUCGCUGAAGCGCUUCGAGCCCAUUAUGUGGAAGGCAAAGGAGAUGGACCUGAAGGUACGGGCUUACAUCUCGGUCGCUUUGGGAUGCCCAUACGAGGGACCAGACGUAGACCCACAUAAGGUCGCAGAGCUGGCGGUCAACCUGCUGGAGAUGGGUGCAGAUGAGAUCUCGGUCGCAGAUACCACCGGCAUGGGUACAGCACCCAAGACUGCGAAGCUGCUCAAGACUCUUGAUGCUGCUGGAAUUGACAAGCACGACUUGGCGCUGCACUUCCACGACACUUACGGCAUGGCUCUGGUGAACUCGGUAGUAGCUCUCGAGCAUGGCAUCCGCACCUUCGAUGCUGCAGUCGGUGGUCUGGGAGGCUGUCCUUACAGUCCAGGCGCGACUGGCAACGUUGCUACUGAAGACCUGGUUCAUCUCUUCCACAGCUUAGGCAUGCCCACUGGAGUGAACAUGGAAGAGCUGUCGGAAAUUGGCGAAUGGAUAUCGGCAGAGCUUGCGAAGUCGAACGAGAGCAGUGCCGGAAAAGCUACGUUAGCGCAGAUGCGGAAUUGA